GUUCGCCAUGCUUAUAAUAAAUGGAUGGAUGAAGCCGUAAAGGAAUACAUACCAAAAGGCAAAAUUAAAUGGCCAUUAUACUCACUAGUAGCAACCUGGAUUAAAGAAGCAUGGGAUAACAUUGAUCCUGCAAUGAUACAAUGA
Funneliformis geosporum is the source of this 144-nucleotide messenger RNA. The record is from the annotation of a GenBank genome assembly. Lineage: Eukaryota; Fungi; Glomeromycota; Glomeromycetes; Glomerales; Glomeraceae.